GCGAUCGCGACGCUUCGGCGGGAACACCGGCUACGGCGACGUCGCGGUCCGCGGCCCGCGAAGAGCGGGAGCCGACGCGAGAGGGCUUGGUAACGAUGCUCCGGCUACUACGACGCGAACGGAAAACAACGCGGGCGGCCCCGCGCCCGUGUUCAAACUCACCGGGCACGACAUCCCGGCGUUGUCGCACGCGGGAAGCAGCGGCGGCGGGUCGAGGUUCAGGUUCGGCUUUGGCGGCGCCCGCGCGCCGCCGUCCGCGUCGAACGACGGCGGCGGCGGGAGCGAAGCCGGCGGGACGUCCGCGGCGGGCGCCGACUCGCCGCGAACGCCGCGGGGGUUCGUAGGCGCGCUGUUCAACCGCCGCGCCGCCGCGGAAGCGCGCUCGAGCGCGAUGGGGGACGCCGCCUACGCGCGGCUGAACAAGCGACCGCUCAUCACGUCCGUGUCGCUCGCGCAGUACCUCUACUUCGCCGCUAUGUGGGACGUCGUCUACUUUUGGACCGCCGCGCUCAUCAUGAUCUACAAGGGCAACGCGUUGCCGUACCCAAACGUCGGACACAACUACUGGGGCCUGGAGUUCUCGUACCUGUUUAUGUACAUCGUCGUGGAGUGGCUGCGGCUGACGCUGAUGGGGCAGGGCAACGCCGCGCUGAGCAAGAAGCUCGUGUACCGAAGCCUCUUGAUCACGCCGAUCGUUAUUUACAUGCACGUGUACUACAUGGUCCAGCAGACGUACAUACUGGAGAUGGAGGUGCUCCUGAACGCCAUCUCGAUCGCGACGACGGGGAUCACGUUCAUGUCCGGAUGGUUCGUCGCGAUGGGUCUGCCCGACGCGGACGCGGACGGGAUGCGGUGGGUCGGAGGAGGAAAUGGAAAUUAUAAUGGAAAUAAUUGGAGGGGAGGAGGGGCGCCGACGGGCGCGGCGGCGGCGGCGAUGCGAUCGCCGGGGCGGGGUCCGAACGGCGCCCAAGCGCUUUCGCCGCCGCGGGCGACGUUCACGGUCACCGGCGGCGCGAACUGAGGGAGAAUUAAGCGAGAAGUAAGAUCCAUCUAUCCAU
Molecule: messenger RNA, 1058 nt
Organism: Micromonas pusilla CCMP1545
Lineage: Eukaryota; Viridiplantae; Chlorophyta; Mamiellophyceae; Mamiellales; Mamiellaceae
Exons: 3
Coding region: 392-1021 (209 amino acids)
Source: RefSeq, a predicted model, not a curated record